CAAAUGAAGAUGGCGUGCAAAGAGUUAGGAAUAAAAAUCCAGGCACUGCAAGCAAUGUUCACGUCAUUGUUGCUGUGACUAUGUCCUUGAUUGGGAUAUCUGUACUUGUGGCAGGAUCAAUGUUUUGCUUUUGUAGAAAACGGCAAUUAAAAAGAAAGCAAACAGACCGAGACAGGCUGAGUGUUGCCUUCAAAGCGACUGAACGAAAAGCAGGAGUUGCAAACGGUGUUCCAAAUAUUUACGGCAGCAGUAAAGAAAAUGCGGAAGAGGAACAUUACUCUUAUAUCGAACACAAGAAGGAAGAACUCAACAUUUUAUACGACAACAGGGCGUUUACGUACUCCGAUGAGAUGUUUGAGGAGGAUGACGAAAUCAAAGAGAGUGGCAAUCCACUUUACUCCAGCAGCUUUGAAACUGAGCAAGAUGGAAAUCGAAACAUUUUGUACGAAAGCAUGGAUGAGGUCUCACAGAAUAUAAUCGAAGCCGAAGCUGUUAACCCAGUGUAUGAGAGAUUUGAUUAGGACAGAGAGAAUUAGUGCAGGAUCACGUUAAAUUACUUCAACAGCCUGGAACAACAUCACA
Orbicella faveolata is the source of this 582-nucleotide messenger RNA. RefSeq lists its product as uncharacterized. NCBI's taxonomy places the organism in Eukaryota, Metazoa, Cnidaria, Anthozoa, Scleractinia, Merulinidae. The record is from RefSeq and is a predicted model, not a curated record.